Mytilinidion resinicola is the source of this 1657-nucleotide messenger RNA. RefSeq names its product nitrate transporter CrnA. Lineage: Eukaryota; Fungi; Ascomycota; Dothideomycetes; Mytilinidiales; Mytilinidiaceae. The coding region runs from base 1 to 1518 and encodes 505 amino acids. Gene Ontology annotation, cellular component: membrane. The record is from RefSeq and is a predicted model, not a curated record. The transcript is spliced from 3 exons. Gene Ontology annotation, biological process: nitrite transport; nitrate transmembrane transport. Gene Ontology annotation, molecular function: nitrite transmembrane transporter activity; nitrate transmembrane transporter activity.
AUGGUCAACAUCGCGCUCCUCUGGAAGGCCCCGGAGGUCAAUCCAGUGAACAAGAAAGCGAGAUCGAUACCCUUCUUCAACCCAAUCAACGUCUAUGGACGCGUCUUCUUCUUCGCCUGGUUCGGUUUCAUGAUCGCAUUCUGGUCGUGGUAUGCCUUCCCUCCGCUUCUGUCGGAUGUGAUUGCAGGGGACAUCCACAUGAAGCCGUACCAAGUGUCCAACUCGAAUAUCAUCGCCUUGACAGCAACUCUGCUUGUUCGUCUAGUCGCCGGACCGUGUUGUGACCGCUUCGGACCCCGUCUGACCUUUGCUGGAUGUCUUCUUGCUGGAGCUAUCCCUACCUUCCUUGCAGGAGCGGUUUACAAUGUUUCCGGUCUCUAUGCCCUUCGAUUCUUCAUUGGCAUACUUGGUGGCAGCUUCGUUCCCUGCCAGGUAUGGACUACUGGAUUCUUCGACAAAAACAUUGUUGGCUCAGCAAAUGCUCUGACUGGAGGACUUGGUAACCUUGGUGGUGGCAUCACCUACUUCGUCAUGCCCGCUGUCUAUAAUGCUCUCCGGAAAGACGGUCUGACCAAGCACGUCGCCUGGAGAGUCUCGUUCGUCGUCCCGGGUAUCCUGAUUGUAUUCAUCGCCGCCAUGCUAGUCCUUCUCUGCCCCGACUGCCCUACUGGCAACUGGUCAGAACGACAAACUGUCGUGGAAGCUAGCUUGCGGCAACACAGCGUCGCCGGUGUUGUCGAUGUCCCAGGCCACAUCUCUUCUGAGAAGAAGGAGACGGGAGCCUCGUCUCCCACUCAGUCCGACGAUGAAAAGAAGCACGGGUGGGCAGAUAACGAGGCUCAAAUGAGUGACCAAGCCAUGCUCGACACUGCCCGAGGCGACGUUAUUCAGAAGCCGAGCACGAAGGAGAUCAUAUUCGUCUGUUGCUCGCCUCAAACCCUUGUCACUGCAGCCGGAUACUUCUGCUCUUUCGGUGCUGAGCUCGCCAUCAACAGCAUUCUCGGAAAUUACUACCACAAGAACUUUCCCAAACUCAGCCUCCAGGAGACUGGCAACUGGGCUGCCAUGUUCGGCUUACUCAACGGUGUAACGCGACCUCUUGGUGGAUACGUCUCCGAUCUUGCAUACCGCCGAACGAAGAGCGUCUGGGCCAAGAAGAUCCUCCUCCACACCUACGGCGUCAUCACCGGCUGCUUCCUGAUCGCUAUUGGUGUGCUCGACUCCAAGAGCCAGGCAACUAUGUUUGGUCUUGUUGCUGGUACAGCAUUCUUCCUCGAGGGUGGUAACGGUUUGAACUACGGCCUUGUCCCCUUCAUCCACCCAUACGCCAACGGUGUCGUGUCCGGCUUUACCGGUGCGAUGGGUAACUUUGGUGGUAUCAUAUUUGCCAUCAUCUUCCGGUACAACGGCAAGAAUUUUGGCAAGACGUUUUGGAUUAUUGGCAUAAUACAUAUCGCCAUCAAUUUGGCGGUGUCAUGGAUCAAGCCGAUUCCUAAAGGUCAAGUUGGAGGCCGCUAAACCUCUUAGUCGGAGACUUUCUUUUCAUUUGUUGUAUUGCUUGCGAGGUAUCAUGAUAUAAUGGUAUAAGGUCUGUAGUUUAGAGCUGCCUGCUGUCUUUAUUCUAGCGGCCUUUAAGAUAUCCAACUUGUAUAUGUUA